Molecule: messenger RNA, 1756 nt
Organism: Danaus plexippus (monarch butterfly)
Lineage: Eukaryota; Metazoa; Arthropoda; Insecta; Lepidoptera; Nymphalidae
Gene: Mcad
Product: medium-chain specific acyl-CoA dehydrogenase, mitochondrial
Exons: 10
Coding region: 243-1517 (424 amino acids)
Biological process (GO): fatty acid beta-oxidation; medium-chain fatty acid catabolic process
Cellular component (GO): mitochondrion
Molecular function (GO): medium-chain fatty acyl-CoA dehydrogenase activity; flavin adenine dinucleotide binding
Source: RefSeq, a predicted model, not a curated record
CGCCACUUGGCGUUUAAAUAGCGAAAGAGCGUGGCGAAACUCACUAUUGGUUGACUUGUUUGGUUUGUUAUUAGUCUUGGAGGCUGGAGCAGUAUUAGCUCCGACUAAAAACAAAUUACUACUGAUAGAAUUUAAAACGGACUAUCAGUUAGUCGUUAUAUUGCUCUAAUAAUUUAGCAAAAAAGUUUAGUGGCACUGGGCCCAAUAGUUAAGUUUCAUUUUAAAAUCACUUCUUAAUCAACAUGAAUCCUCUCACACAAGUGGUAAGGGCAACUCGUCCACUGUACCGUAAGCUGUCCACAACAGCGACGCUAGCAUCGGCUCCAAAACCCAUACCGCCAACAGGGUUAUGUUUCGAGUUAAGCGAAGAGCAGAAAGCGUUGCAGGAUCUGGCUCGGAAGUUCACCAAAGAGGAGAUCAUACCGGUGGCUGCUCAAUACGAUAAGAGCGGGGAAUACCCGUGGCCGAUCGUGAAGAAAGCAUGGGAAGUCGGCCUCAUGAAUGGCCACAUCCCAGAACAUUGUGGGGGCAUUGGGAACUUCGGAGUUUUUGACGAAUGCAUUAUCGGUGAAGAGUUCUCCUUUGGGUGUACCGGGAUAGCCACUGCCGUUGGCGGGACGGGUUUGGGACAAACCCCCGUCAUCAUAGCCGGUAACAAGGAACAACAGAAGAAAUACCUCGGCAGGCUGAUUGAUGAGCCCUUAGUGGCGGCGUACUGUGUAACUGAACCGGGUGCCGGUUCAGACGUGGCCGGCGUCAAGACCAAGGCUGAGAAGAAAGGCGACGAAUGGAUCCUCAAUGGUCAGAAAAUGUGGAUAACCAACGGCGGUGUAGCCAACUGGUACUUCGUGCUGGCUCGUACGAAUCCUGAUCCGAAGUGUCCAGCCAGCAAGGCCUUCACCGGCUUCAUCGUGGAGAGAGAUUGGCCUGGAGUUGUUCCUGGACGCAAAGAGCAGAACAUGGGCCAGCGCGCGUCUGACACUCGCGGUAUAACCUUUGAGGAUGUCCGCAUACCUAAAGAAAAUGUCCUCAUUGGUGAGGGCGCUGGUUUCAAGAUAGCCAUGGGAGCCUUCGACAAAACACGCCCACCGGUUGCCGCAGGAGCCACAGGUUUGGCCACUCGAGCUUUACACGAGGCCACUAAAUACUCUUUGGAACGCAAGACUUUUGGGGUGCCAAUCGCUCAUCACCAAGCGGUUGCCUUUAUGCUAGCUGAUAUGGCCAUCGGUGUGGAAACUGCUAGACUGGCCUGGCAGAAGUCUGCAUGGAUGGUAGACCACGGCCAAAAGAACACAGUCUUGGCGUCUGUCGCUAAAUGCUUUGCGUCCGAAGUGGCAAACAAGUCGGCCGCUGAUGCAGUCCAAAUAUUUGGAGGAAACGGUUUCAAUACAGAAUAUCCAGUAGAGAAACUUAUGCGCGACGCUAAAAUAUACCAGAUAUAUGAAGGAACUUCCCAAAUACAGAGACUCAUCAUCUCCAGGGAGAUUCUCACGGCAGCCAAGCAGAGUAACGCAUAAUGUAUUCUGUUAUUAUGAUUUGUAAAACUUCUAUUGUCUAUAUUCAUAUAUACAAAGUUUUGUAACAUGUUUUUUGUAAAUCACAACAUAUAAUAUGCUUCAUGGUUUUUAAUAUGCUUUUUAGAUGAUAAGCAAGUUUGGAUUGUUAUUUUUACCGGUUUAAGAAAUAAAUUACAUUAUACCUUUUGGAACAAAGUAUUUAUGAAUGUUAAGAGAAAUUAAAUAGUUUGUUAUAUUUA